CAAGCUACCUGCAAAGUAGCAAUUAGCAAGCCAUACUCUUUUCGCAGAUUUUGUCAGUGAUCAGAAAUGGAGAACUCAUCAAACCUAACCCCGCUUCCGGAGGACGAUUCCCGUAAUGCCGAGGCUGCUCCACACGGUGCCACCACCAAAUUACCAUCUGCCUUUUCCUCUAAACCUGAUCGUCCUCCAAUUCAGACUUCAUCACAAAAAUAUGCACCUUUAGAUUGGUCCGACUACUUUGACCAAGAAGAUGAUGUUUGCAUACCAGACUCAGAAAGUGUUUUUCACAUUUAUAAGGCGGGAACUGAGGGUCCAGUUGUUUUCUGUCUUCAUGGUGGGGGUUAUUCAGGGCUCUCUUUUGCUCUAUCAGCAAGUAAAAUAAAAGAGAAAGCUCGGGUAGUAGCUUUGGAUUUGAGAGGACAUGGGAAGUCAUCCACCAACAAUGAUGUCGAUCUAUCUAUUGAGACUCUGUGCAAUGAUGUACUGGCUGUCUUGAAGACAAUGUUUGGGGAUUCUCCUCCAGCAGUUGUGAUUAUUGGCCACAGUAUGGGAGGUGCAGUUGCCGUUCAUCUUGCUGCAAAGAAGGUCCUUCCUAGCUUGGCUGGGCUGGUUGUUGUGGAUGUUGUUGAGGGAACUGCAUUGGCUUCUUUGAUCCAUAUGCAGAAGAUUUUAUCAAGUCGAAUGCAGCAUUUCUCGACCAUUGAGAAAGCGAUUGAAUGGAGUGUCAAAGGUGGCACUUUGAGGAACGUUGAAUCUGCCCGUGUCUCUAUUCCCGGCACAUUAACAUAUGAUGAUUCAAGGAAGUGUUAUACCCACCGAGCUAGACUGGAAGAAACCGAGCAAUAUUGGAGAGGCUGGUAUGAAGGCCUUUCAGAGAAAUUUUUGUCAUGUCCUGCACCAAAACUUUUGCUUUUAGCUGGGACUGAUAGACUGGACAGAACCCUCACAAUAGGUCAAAUGCAAGGAAAAUUUCAAAUGGUGGUAGUCAGACAUACAGGCCAUGCCAUACAGGAGGAUGUACCUGAUGAAUUUGCUAAUCUGAUUCUCAAUUUCUUAUCACGAAACAGAAUAGGCCCCAAUGGCAUCGAGAUUCCAGGAAUUCGCCGUCCAUCAUCAGCAAAACCUUGAGCAUUGGAAUAAAGAACUAGAAGUCUGCUAUGGUGUUGUUACAAGAAAUUGGGAUCAGUGUUCUAGAUCUGUAUCAAGAUAUCUUUUGAUUUUUCAGGUUUAGGAAGCUAUAGUGACUUAUUAAUGCAAAUGAAAUGGCAGUGAGAUUUUUGAAGAUUUUGUAUCAGAUUACUUAUCAUACUAAGGAUGCUUCUGCGUUGGAAGUAUAUAUGCAUCUGAUUAUGCUUCAUUUCUUAUGGCUGUUUGCAACAACUC
Sesamum indicum (sesame) is the source of this 1383-nucleotide messenger RNA. Its product is annotated as esterase/lipase/thioesterase family protein. Gene Ontology annotation, molecular function: protein methylesterase activity. NCBI's taxonomy places the organism in Eukaryota, Viridiplantae, Streptophyta, Magnoliopsida, Lamiales, Pedaliaceae. Gene Ontology annotation, biological process: protein demethylation. The record is from RefSeq and is a predicted model, not a curated record.